AUGGCCAACAAGGGUCCUUCCUAUGGCAUGAGCCGGGAAGUGCAAUCGAAGAUCGAGAAGAAGUACGACGAGGAGCUGGAGGAGCGGCUGGUGGAGUGGAUCGUUGUGCAGUGCGGCCCCGACGUGGGGCGCCCGGACCGCGGGCGCCUGGGCUUCCAGGUCUGGCUGAAGAACGGCGUGAUUCUGAGCAAGCUGGUCAACAGCCUGUAUCCCGAUGGCUCCAAGCCAGUGAAGGUGCCCGAGAACCCGCCCUCCAUGGUCUUCAAGCAGAUGGAGCAGGUGGCUCAGUUCCUGAAGGCCGCUGAGGAUUAUGGCGUCACCAAGACUGACAUGUUCCAGACCGUUGACCUCUUUGAAGGCAAAGACCUGGCAGCGGUGCAGAGGACCUUGAUGGCCCUGGGCAGCUUGGCAGUGACCAAGAAUGAUGGACACUACCGUGGAGAUCCCAACUGGUUCAUGAAGAAAGCCCAGGAGCACAAGAGGGAAUUCACGGAGAGCCAGCUGCAAGAGGGCAAGCAUGUCAUCGGCCUACAGAUGGGCAGCAACAGAGGGGCCUCGCAGGCUGGCAUGACGGGCUAUGGGCGGCCCCGGCAGAUCAUCAGUUAA
This is a messenger RNA of Rangifer tarandus platyrhynchus (Svalbard reindeer), 606 nucleotides long. The record is from the annotation of a GenBank genome assembly. NCBI's taxonomy places the organism in Eukaryota, Metazoa, Chordata, Mammalia, Artiodactyla, Cervidae.